Molecule: messenger RNA, 7523 nt
Organism: Chelmon rostratus (copperband butterflyfish)
Lineage: Eukaryota; Metazoa; Chordata; Actinopteri; Chaetodontiformes; Chaetodontidae
Product: phosphatidylinositol 4-kinase beta-like
Exons: 14
Coding region: 239-3232 (997 amino acids)
Biological process (GO): phosphatidylinositol-mediated signaling; phosphatidylinositol phosphate biosynthetic process
Cellular component (GO): membrane; cytoplasm
Molecular function (GO): 1-phosphatidylinositol 4-kinase activity
Source: RefSeq, a predicted model, not a curated record
UGCUUUAAAGCGGAGUCGAGCCGAUCCGAGCAGAGUCAGGCCACGAAACCCGGACCAGAUGGACCAUCUCAGAACCUGAGAACUCGGACUAAAAACAGGACUGAAAAACGGAUCAAAUCCUGGAUUCAAGACCUCGUUUUCACCCGGAAACCCCCGGGACAAAAAACGGAUAAAAGCCCGUAUCGUUGGCCGGUUAAAACGGAGUGAAGACGCUUCAGUAACGGUCUGCUUCUCCAACAUGGCCGACGCCGAGGUCUCCUUGCCCCCGGCGCAGCGGCAGCUCCACCUUAGCCCCGCCCACUCAGCCCCACCCCCUCCGCCGGCCUCCUCCUCCCCCACCACCUUCUCCUGCCCCUCCUCCCCCUCCAGUGCCUCCUCUUCCUCCUCCUCUUCAUCCUCUUCCUCUUGUUCUGAGAGCUCCUCUGACUGCCCUGCCCACCAUCACCACCACCAUCAUCAUCAUCACCACCACCACCAUCACCCCCGCCCCCAGCUGCAGCUGCCCCCGCCCUCCCACAGCGAGCAGCCGUCCUCCCCCAGUGCCAGCCCCCGCAGCUCGAGCCCCAGCGGGAGCAUCGACAGCACCGGCAGCCUCGGCAGCAGCGCCAGCGAGGGCAUCGGCAGCAGCGGCACGUCGUGCGGCGGCGAGCCGCGAGGCCCCAGCCCCCCGCUGGAUGUCAUCUCGGAAGACGCCAUGGAGAUGGACCUGGGGGUCGAGCAAGUGAUCGACCCGGAAGUGGCCUUAAAGGCUUGCCAGGAGGUUCUUCUCAAGGUCAAGCUGCAGAACAGGGAAGUGCCUGAACACCAGCAGCAGGAUGAACGGCCCCAGCAGCAGCAGCAACACACAGACUCAGAGUUCUCCGGUCCACAGUGGCACAUCAGCCCAGAAACCAGCUCCAUCAAAGAAGAAGAUGAGGAUGAAGAGGAGGGGACUUCUGCGAAGGAUGGAGAAAAACAAGGCGGUACUCCCAAGCAAGAUCCACAUCCUUCAGCCUGGCCGGAGUCUUCUUUGCUGCCGUCGUCAUCGUCUAAACAGUCGUGGCUGCUGCGCCUGUUUGAGUCCAAGCUGUUUGACGUCUCCAUGGCGAUCUCCUAUCUGUACAAAUCAAAGGAGCCCGGGGUGCAGGCGUACAUCGGGAACCGCCUCUUCAGCUUCCUCGACGGCGAGGUGGACUUCUACCUGCCACAGCUGCUCAACAUGUAUGUGCACAUGGACACCGAGGUGGGAGACGCCAUCAGACCUUACCUGAUCCACCGCUGCAGAGGAAGUAUAACCUUCUCUCUGCUGACGGCGUGGCUGUUGGGCGCUUACUCCUCCGACAUGCACAUCUCCACCCAGCGUCACUCCAGGGGCACCAAACUGCGGAAACUCAUCCUGUCGGACGAACUCAAGCCUCCCGCGAGUUCGGCCGAUGCUCCCAGACCAGUUUCGGCCUCCGUGUCCGACGGCCCGGCGUCCUCGCCGUCCCGCCGCCGCUGUCACCGGAGGCACAACAGCAGCAACGCGGAGUCCUCCUCCGCGCCCUCCGCCGCUGGCCCGGACCCGGACGGCCCGGUACCGGGGGAGGCGGAGGUGUUCGUCUCCCCGUCCAGGAGGACCCACCAGAGAUCGAAGUCAGACGCCACCACGGCAAGCGGCGGACCCGGCUCUGGCCUGCGACGCACAGGAAGUAACCCAAAAGUGGAAGCUGUCCACGAGGAGCCGGAGCGUCUCCGUCCUCAGAGGGAGUUCGUAAAGUCUCUGCUCUGCAUCGGGAAGCGUUUGGCCACCUUGCCCACCAAAGAGCAGAAGACCCAGCGGCUGAUCUCAGAACUGUCGCUGCUCAACCACAAGCUGCCGGCGCGAGUGUGGCUGCCGACCGCCGAGCACCAGCACCACGUCUGCAGGAUCCCCCACACACAGGCUGUGGUGCUCAACUCCAAAGACAAGGCUCCAUACAUCAUCUACGUGGAGGUUUUGGAGUGCGAGAGCUUCGAGACGUCUCCAGUUCCCGUUCGGAUCCCGGAAACGAGGAUCCGGUCUGCUCGCUCCGCAGAGAACCUGGACUGCGGCGGUGGCUUCGCCGCGGCUAAUGCCAACGCUAACAGCGGGAUGACGUUGGAGCACAGAGCGGGAAGUUUCUCCACCGUCCCGAACUAUGACAACGACGACGAGGCGUGGGCCACCGACGACAUCGGACAGCUGCAGGUGGAGGCAGAGGCUCAGACCAGCAGCAGUGAUAACAUCAGUCAGUUUUCAGUCGACAGCAUCACAAGUCUGGAGAGCAAAGAGCCAGUUUUCAUCGCCGCCGGAGACAUCAGACGUCGGCUGUCGGAGAACCUCGCUCACACUCCGACCUCGUUCAGGAGAGACCCCGAGGACCCGUCGGCCGUGGCCCUCAAAGAACCCUGGGAGGAGAAAGUCAGGCGGAUCAGAGAAGCUUCUCCCUACGGUCACCUGCCGAACUGGAGGCUGCUGUCGGUCAUCGUGAAGUGUGGAGACGACCUGAGACAGGAGCUGCUGGCCUAUCAGGUGCUCCGACAGCUGCAGUCCAUCUGGCAGCAGGAGCGAGUUCCUCUCUGGAUCAAACCCUACAAGAUCCUGGUGAUGUCAUCAGACAGCGGCAUGAUCGAACCCGUCCUCAACGCCGUCUCUCUGCACCAGGUGCGUAAACAGAGUCAGCUGUCUCUGCUCGACUACUUCCUGCAGGAACACGGCAGCUUCACCACCGAAGCUUUCCUCACGGCUCAGAGGAACUUCGUCCAGAGCUGCGCCGGGUACAGUCUGAUCUGUUACCUGCUGCAGGUGAAAGACAGGCACAACGGGAACAUCCUGCUGGACUCUGAAGGUCACAUCAUCCACAUCGACUUCGGCUUCAUCCUCUCCAGCUCGCCUCGGAACCUCGGCUUCGAGACGUCCGCCUUCAAACUCACCUCGGAGUUCGUGGACGUGAUGGGCGGUCUGGACGGCGACAUGUUUAUCUACUACAAGAUGUUGAUGCUUCAGGGUCUGAUCGCUGCCAGGAAGCACAUGGAGAAGGUUCUGCAGAUCGUGGAGAUCAUGCAACAAGGGUCUCACCUGCCCUGCUUCCACGGCUCCAGCACCAUCCGAGGCCUGAAGGAGCGUUUCCACAUGUCUCUGACGGAGGAGCAGCUGCAGCUGCUGGUGGAGCAGCUGGUGGACGGAUCCAUGCGCUCCAUCACCACCAAACUCUACGACUCCUUCCAGUACGUCACCAACGGCAUCAUGUGACCGGAGCCCGACGGGCUCAGCCAAUCGCAGCGCUGGAGGAAUUCGGUGGAUGGGAUUGGUCGCUAACCUCCGCUCUGUUUUCAUCUCGUCCAUCUGAAGUUUCUGAGUGUUUUGAAUCUGAGGAUCAGCUGAUUGAACGUCACGUGAGCUCCGAUGUGUCGUGCUGCGUUCACAGGCGGCUGGGAAAGCAGACUUUUCCAGCCGCCUGGAACAGAAACACUAAACGGGCCGAAAGCAUCAGAGUUCAGACGCAGCUCACCUGAGCUCAGCUGACCUGCUCACCUGAGCGAGAAGCGUCCUCGCUGAGCGCCUGCAGGGCUCCUCCCACUGUUGGAUCAGGUUUGAUCACCGAUUAAUGAAUUUGCUUCUUUAUUGAUUCUGCACAUCAGACGAAAACACGUGAAGGCGUCGCUUCGGUUUCUGGGAACCUGAGACGAACGUUUGUUAUUCAUUUGGACAUUUUAUCGACCAAACGAUUCGUCAGUUAGAAACCGACAGCAGAGCUUUGGUGGUUUCACCACAGAUCUGCAGUAAUUCAUGUUUUUAUGGGACGUUUAACGGUCAGAUACGACCUGAUGUGGCCUCGCAGUCAUCGGUCACAGUCCUUAAUUGUCUCUUCGUCUGCAGUACCGUUGAGAAAAAACAUUCUGGCUUUGUUCAGUUUCUCCUCUGCUGAUGAGUUUUAUCACAUCCGAUCUGAUUCCAGAUUUCAUCAUUUCCGUCUGCAGCUCCGUGAAACAAUCAUCAUCAGAGGACGACAUUUCAAGUGAAGCCUGUUCAGUGGUGAAAAAUCACUGUUUUAAGGUCGAUUUGUUUUAUUUUUCCUGAUGGAAGUCGAUGAUUCGUUCAAUGACGGUCAGAAAAGCGAACAUCCGCCGCUGUGACCCGCCGGCGGGUUCUGACGGUGCAGAACAGAUUCUGUGACUGUGACACGAGGCGUCACGUUCUUACAAGUUCAGUUUACAUUUGAAACGUUGGGAUCAUCUCGUGCUUUUUGGCUAAAAAAAGGAAUCGGUCGUGAGUUAGCUGAUUUUGUAAUGAACGGGUUUAUUGAAUCCUCAGAAGGACGUAAACCAUCAACCUUCCUGUUUCAGAUCUCACAUAUCUGAAUGACUUAGUUCUGAGUCUAAAACAACGGCGAGCUGGUCUGCAGCACAGAGACUGAACAUGUCUGAAACAUGUUCAGUUUAUCCCAGAGGCUGAUUAGGAAAUAUUAGCAGAAAGCUAAACCUCCGUUAGCCUCUGCUGUCCCUUUUCAUGCAAACAUAGAAUACCAGCAUGCAGGUAUUAGCAUGUCAGCCCGCUAAGCGUGAGCACGCAUGCUAACGUCGAUUCGCUAAAUGCUGGACUGUCUCCCUGGUCACGUGAGCCAAAGCGUUCGUCGACAGUCGUGUCUGGUUUUUUUUCUACAAACUCGAACAGAACUUUCACUUCCUGGUUUGGUGAGUCAGUUUGUUUUUUCACACGCCGCUAAUUCAGCCUAACGAGCAAAAUAUAAUUGGCUAAACAUCGACGCCAUGAUGUCAGACAGUAGCGUUUGAACAUGCUAACAUUAGCAUGCUUCUGACUGUCAUGGUUUUGUUUCUGAGUGUUUUCCUGUGGAGUUGAACUUGAUUGGACCUCCUGUGUUAAUUGUUAUUUCGAGGUUUAUUUAUUGCCGCCUUCCUAAAGUCUCUCAUAUUUGAAGGUUUUUGAUUCUCAAACAGGCUGAAACUUUUGCGUCUGGUGAAAAAAGUUUAAUCAGUUUGUUAAACCUGCGUUUCUGUCGCUGACUAACUGUAACGUUCGAUGUUUUAUUGUCGUCUUGGUUAAAGAAACGUCUGCGCUGAAUUUCAGAAGAAGCUUCUGUGUCACUUCCUGUUGUUUCUGUCAGCACUCACUACACAACGUGUUAAAGAUGCUAAUGCUAACGAACCCGCCAACAUUUCUCAGCAGACCGGUUCACCUGAACUGUUUUUUCACUCCACCUUACUUGAACGCUCUCCUCCCUCUUUGAGCCAAAAUGGCGUCCGAGUGGUGAAAAGACUUGUUUGCUAAAGGUUCAUGCAAGAACCUCAUCGUCCGCGUUCCACUAACUGUACAUGCGCGUAGAACUCUGAACUGAAUUCAGGGGUUAGUUAUGUGUCUGUUAACUCCCAUAUUUAACGAGCGCUCAAUAUUCUUCCUCCCUGAUUGGCCGCAGGAUACGUUCCCGCCAAUCAGGAGAGGCGGCUCUGCAGAUUGGCUAAAUGAGAGCGAGAGACUUUAUUUCUGUUUUACAGGAAGUUUAUUUUCUUCAUGAGAUCCGUGAUGAUCACUUUCCUGAAUAUGUGAAUGUUUUCAGAAUAACAGUCCGCUAACGAAACGUUUCCCUCGUCUGUACUGAACACUGACGCUGGUAACUGUCGGUGGCUUUAUUCCAGUGUGUCAACACAAAAACACUGUUUACAUUAAAAUACUGCGUUAGAGCCUUUCAGGUGAUGAUAGCACACUAGCUAAUGAAUCCAGUAGACAGCAACACUAGCUAGUGCUAACAGAACUCUUUGACUUGUUAGCUACAGUUUGCUCCUCUUCUCUAAAUACAACCACAGGUACAGUCCAUGUCCGUGUGCUCUGUGGUUAUAACUACAGGCCAGAAACAUGAGAGAAUUUGCAACAGCUAGCUAAUAAUUAGCUAACUAGCCUGCUACCUGUUGUAUUUAAUGACACAUGAACGUCAGAAGGUACCAUACUCACAUUUACACAAAAUAAGAACUGAAGCUGACAAACUAACAGCAGACUGAAGAAAUACCGCAGAAACAUACUUGGCUAGCUAGCGUUUUAGCCGAGUCAUGGUCAGGCUAACAAACAGCCGCUGAUUCUUCUGCCAUUUGUACGAGCUCUUUUUCCUGUUAGAUUUCAGAAAGUGACUGAAUUUUGGACACAGUUAGCAGAGGCAGUCUGUUUUAAACGAGGUGUAAAGCACUGUACGGGUGCUGUAGCUUAGCCUGCCGGCUAACUAGACACCAUCAUACAAGAGCAGUGAUCAAAUCCAUGAGUUCACUAUCAUGACUUAUUUUCAGUCAGUAUACUCAGACUGCUGUUUCUUGUUAGCCAUUAGCUUGAUUGAGCUAAAAUCAUGACUAGCUUGUCACAAAUUCUCUAAAUUCUCCACACUGUAAUGUAAUGGGGUUUUUUGUCUGGCAAGCAUUAUUUUAGUCUUUAUCUAUAUUCUAUUUUUUUGUUUGUGUUUAAUGUUAGAAAUCAAUGUCAUUAACUGCAACAAGAGGAACAACCAGUUAGCUAACUGAGGAGCUAAGGCCUGUAGCUAACAAGCACAAAAGUGAAGUAAAACUGCACAGACUAGCUAGCUAGCUCAGUUACUCAGCUUCUAGCUAGCUGAUGACAGACCUGAACUCUCUAUAACACUAAUGAGCAGAUCUACAGUGAUCGAAAUUCAGUUUGUUGUAACUUCAGUUUACAUUUGGGUCAUUUUUAAUCCCACUUUUAUUUCCUGUUCUUGAAUGUUAACGCAUCAUUAACUGCAACAGGAGCAACAAAUCACACAACGAGCUGAAACAAACUUUUCUUAUACUAACGGUAGAACUGUAAACUACAACAGCUGCUGCUCACUGGAAUAAAGCCCAUAAUAAAUGUUACUGUCAUGUGAUUAACAUCUGUACUGUUGUUCGGAGAGUUUUUUGUAUUCUGACCACUAUUGAAGGAGAAGCACAGCUCUGUUAUCGUCUGCUAACUGUUAGCCUGCUACUUUAUAUGACAUAAAGUUUACCAGAGAAGCAGUUUAAAUAACAAAUACUCCUUCCUGUUCUUUCUUUCCAUUUGUGAAUAUGUACGUAUGUAAAUGAAGUGAUGAGAAAAAUCGAUGCCUUGAGACGUACAGAAGGUACAAACUCUUAUCAAUGCAACAGGACCUGAGAAGUGCUUUUAUAUCUGACGUUUGACCGCUUCAGGGACGAGUUUCAACACUUCAGUGUCUUCCUCUCCUACGUCAGCCAUCGUCGUCACAUUUAAACCGUAGAUCCGUUCAUGACAGCUGAAUUGACUUUAAAGUGUUAAUUUCAAGCAUCACGGGUGACUCUUGAUGUCGUCACUGUUUCUUUGUUUUCUGCUGUUAAACGUUAAUUACACACCCUGAAGAUAAACUUUAAAUUAUAGCUGCUGAAACUGUCGUUUUUCUGGUGAAGUUGAAGAGGAAGACGGUGUGUUGAAACUCGUCCGUGCUACUAAAAACCUUUCAUUGCCUUCUUUCUUCCUUCCAUCAGCUCAAACACAUUCAAGGAAUUCAAUGUGAAACCUCUUAAAGUGCAUUUAU